Molecule: messenger RNA, 16645 nt
Organism: Pelobates cultripes (western spadefoot toad)
Lineage: Eukaryota; Metazoa; Chordata; Amphibia; Anura; Pelobatidae
Source: the annotation of a GenBank genome assembly
GUCAUCCCACCGCGCCGCAAGCUGUCACUGUCACCCGGAAGAGACGUGGCAGGGUAGAGUGAGUUCUAAGGUGUGUGUGUGUACAUUCAGCAAUCCAUAGACUGUGAUAGACUGUGUGUGUGAGAUUUAAUAUCGAUACCGGAGACACGGGAGGAUACAGGAAGCAGGGACACUGGGGAGGAGAGCAUCCAGAGGAACACACUGGAGGAGUGAGGUAUGGGGUGGGGGGGAGAAUGCAAGGACUGCAUGUACAAUAAACCAUAAACACAGAAUGUAUAGGGCAACAACAACAACAACAAAGAAUACUACAAAUAUAACAACUGUAUAUAUGGGCAGCUGUACACCACAGACUAAGAUACAAAGAGUAAAAUAUAAAAAUAAACACAAUAUGUCCAUACGGUAAUAUUAAUAUUAUUAUAUUAUUUAUAUAGCGCCAUCAAAUUCCGCAGUGCUUUACAAUGGGCGGACGAACAGACAUCUAAUUGUAACCAGACAGGUUGGACACACAGAAACAGAGGAGUUGAGGGCCCUGCUCAAUUAGCUUACAUGCUAGAGGGAGUGGGGUAAAGUGACACAAAAGGUAAAGAUAGUAUUAGACUAAUGACAGUUGCAGAAGAGGAAUCAGUCAGGAGCUAUUAACAGUUUAAUUGAUACGCUUUCAUGAAGAAGUGGGUUUUUAUGAAGGAGUGGAGACUGGGUGAGCAUCUAACGGAGGAGGGAAGCGAGUUCCACAGGAACGGUAUAAUAAUAAUAUAACAAUAAACAGAAAAACAUUGUGUAUUUAAAUCUACUCUCACUGGAAUUAUAUGUGGGGAUGGUCAGCACAUGACAUGUUCUGCUCUGGAGUAUUUAUUAGAGGAAUCUCUAUUAACUAAUCAAUAAUCCCUGGAACCGAUUGAUCAGGUGAUUUCCUGUAUUAUUUGUAAAUAGUACAUGGCUAAACGGAAAACAAGGAAGGAAUAGAGUGUAUAGUAAAAAAAAUGGCGAUAUUUGCAAUCCCUAGAAUUUUUUUUUUUUAAUUUAAUUUCAUGAUUUUCAAUCCUUAAUUACACAAUUUUUGUGGAAUGACUUUGUUUGCUACAGUAAUUUUAUUCUUGGAAUCCCAUCCAGUCCAGGUCAUUACCAUGGAGGCAAACCUUUACCAUUCAUAUUUCAUUAAACCCCAAAGUUUUGGUUAAAAGACAGAGACUCGGCUUACUACCUACUUGUCCAAAAACCACUAAACACAAAUAAUUCCCCACUGUACGGUAGAUGGAUUGUCUGUUGGUUGGUUCAUUAAACAAAAGGUUACAGGACUUUUUAAAGUCCCAUUGAUCACUGUUUAGUGUGUUUAUCUCCAAACAGGAGCAUCUUAUUCUGGUCUGAUCUUACCCAUAAUAUCGUGUCCAGAAGGGUAUUAUCAGAUAAGUAGUCUGCCCGCAAAGCUCAGUUCAAGUUAUCUCAUAUAAUGAUUUUACCUCAAUAAAAAGAUAGUAGCUAUAUAAUAUCUGCUGUUUUUACGUUAUGUAAACACAGAAAGUGGCAAAAGUUGAAUAAUCAACCUAGAAUUAAAAGGGUUAUUUACUAAAGUUGAAUUUACGAUUUAAAGGGACACUAUAGGCACCCAGAACAAUUCAGCUCAUUGCAGUGGUCUGGGUGCAGUAUCUCCGUUUAAUCCUGUAAUUAUAAUGAAUUUAUGGCAGGAUUAACUUCACCUCUAGUGACUGUCUACCACAGUGGAGCCGACCCAGCGCUGAGGGACAUUGGCACUGGAUUCAUGUAAGUGAUAGAAGGGGUUUUAAUCCUUUAUGCACUGCAUGGGGAAAGAAGGGGGAUACUAUAGUGCUAGGAAUACAAUUUUGUAUCCCUAGCCUAUAGUUUCCCUUUAAGGGCAAUGCAGCUGAACUAGAAAAUAAAUAUCUAAGUCAGCUAUGCUUUCAGUUUAGCCUUAAAUUUAAAUUCUCACUUUCAUGAAUAACAGUGUAUGUGCUCUGGGCUACUUGAUUAACCCCUUAUCGCCGUUACGGCAUUCUAUGCCGUCCCCAUUAUAAUGUGCUUUAGAGCCGUUGCAGUGACAUAUAACGCCGUAACGGCUUAAACAGAUACUCACCUUCCCGGCGAUCUGCUUCGGGAGGACUGCCUGACAGCCCAAGCAGCCCUCCCCCGGCAAAUCAGGCCGUCCACAAAGAGCGAUCACAUGGCCCCCUAUAGCUGGCCGUGGAUUUGCCAGCAGGGGGAUUGUCUGUAAAAUCUGUUAAUAGGGGGUACUGUUGUACUCGUGAGACUUUGCUGAAUACAAAUAUGUGCAUUUUAUUGCAGUAAAAGCUAACAGUAUCAUGACAUUUACAGCUUAAAUGUCAGACGGAACUACAAUUUUUAUUUUAAAAAAAAUCUUAGUUUUUCACAGUUUGUUUUUUAUUUUAUUCAUAAUAAGUUAUGUUUCAUAUAUGAAUAAUUAAUGAGAAAUUAAAGCCCUGUUUCUCCUGAACAAAAUGAUCUAUAAUAAGUCUGGGUGCACUUAAUAUGAAAAAGGUGAAUUAUGGUUGAACAUACCUUAGGAAUAUUUGAGAAUGAUAGUCACAAAAUUGCCAGGUCAAAGAAACAAAAAAAAUAUGCAGCUAUAGUUGAGCGAAAUCAUUGAAAUGUUUUAAUGGAGACCUGAUGUAAAAGAUAAUGCAGUGAAAUUAAAACCUGAAUACACUAGGCUUUAAAUUACCAGUAUAUAUUGGUUAAAGAAACACUAAAAGGUCAGCAAGACAAACAUGUAUUCCUGACCCUUUAAUGUUAAAAACACCAUCUAGCCCCCCUGGCCGUCCCUCACCCCCUUAAAUAUAGCAAAAUCUUACCUUUAUUCCAGUCUGUUGCUGCUGGCUCUGCCCCUGAUCUGCUCCUUGGCUGGCAUAAUCAGAAACGAUGAACUCAGCCAAUUACAAUGCUUUCCCAUAGGAAAGUAUUGGAUUGACUGAGAUUGACAAGGAGGCAGGCCGGGGCAGAGCCAAACCCCAUGCUGACCAAUUAGCAUCUCCUCAUAGAAAUGCAUUGAAUGAGUGCAUCUCUAUUAGUAAUGUUUAGUGUCUCCAUGCAGAGGGUGUGCAGCACUGCCCCAGUAAGCACCUCUAGUAGCCAUCUGAGGAGUCGUCACUGAAGGUGUCCUUAGGCUGUAAUGUAAACAUUGCAUUUUCUCUGACAAAACAGUGUUUGCUGCAGGGACUGACUAUACUCCCCAAAACAACUACAAUAAGCUGUUGUUGUUCUGGUGACAAUAGUGUCCCUUUAAGGGUAAGGUGGUAGUUGUGGGAAGGUGACGACAAAUUAGCUAAAGCAAUAAAUAAAUUUUUAUGUGAGAUAUAGUAACUAAAAAAAACCUGUAAGGGGAGCUGAAUUCCCUAUAAUAUUGGUAUGAAAAUGUGAGCCCAUAGAUGAAGAUAUCUGCAAACAUGGAAGACUUAAAAGCAGUAGUGUACUAAGGAGGGGAGGGGGUGCCACUAGGAUUAGAAUUGCACUCUCCCUUAAAAAACUUGCAACAUCUGUGGCAUUGUGCUGUGUGAUAAAACUGCACAUUUUAGAGUGGCCUUUUUUUGUGGUCAGCCUAAGGCACACCUGUGCAAUAAUGAUGCUGUCUAAUCAGCAUCUUGAUAUGCCACAUCUGUGAGGUGGAUGGAUUAUCUCGGCAAAGGAGAAGUGCUCGCUAACACAGAUUUUAGACAGAUUUGUGAACAGUAUUGGAGAGAAAUAGGCCUUUUGUGUACAUAGAAAAGGUCUUAGAUCUUUGAGCUCAGCUCAUGAAAAAUAGGGGCAAAAACAAGUGUUGCGUUUAUUAUUUUAAGUGUAUAUUAGACAAUGUGACGAGUGCUUCUACAAUGUAUUCUGCCAUUGAUCAGAUAUUACCUUCGGUCUCUUUCACAGAAUCUUUGUUUUCUAUAUUUGUAAUGAUUUGCAUUGUGAAAUGUGUUGAGGUUUACACAUAUGUCCUAUCCUCUGUUCCUGCAAGCUAUAGAGACCAUAGCCAUCACUCAUUCAUCAAUCAGUCAAUAAUUCCUAAGAAGUAAAAAAUAAAAUAAAAAUCUUGUACCCAGUAGUCUUUUGUCCCUCAGGUUCACUGACUAGUGUUUAUUUCAGUUACCAAGUAUCACCAAUAAAGUGUUUCUUGAUUCACAAACAUAUGCAUACUUUCUUACAUUCAUUUUGGUGGACAUCAUCUGUUUAUGUAUGUAAUUUGUAUUUAUCCUUGUGUUAACACAACUUUUGUUUUCUGCUAUUGGUGUAUUUAGUAUGUUUGUUUUUUAACAGGUCUCUUUAUCACCAUGGGCCUGUGUAAAUGUCCCAAGAAAAAGGUGACAAAUCUGUUUUGCUUUGAACAUCGCGUGAACGUGUGUGAACAUUGCCUGGUAGCCAACCAUGCCAAGGUAAUUAUAGUCCAUCCUCAAAAAUAGUUGGGAUUGUGAUCAAUGCAGUGGUCUUUAUUGUGGUGGACACAUAUCAGGAAAGGGAGUGAUCAUUGCUGUUGUGUUACUAUUAUUAUUGAUAACUAUAUUUAGCAGGAUUACACCUUCUGAUUGUGAAACUCAUGUCUUAGAAAUGCAUGUUUUUAUUGGAUGUUAGCAAGGGUAAAUACUAUUAUUUUUAAUUGAAAAAGACAAUACUGGACCAAAUGAUCAUACUUAUUGGGAAGUAAAGCAAACACUUAUUUAAUGUAUAACUUUCGUGAUCUAUCUUCUCUAUUUUAAUGUUUUUCUCUUUAGUGCAUUGUCCAGUCUUACCUCCAGUGGUUGCAGGAUAGCGAUUACAAUCCAAACUGUGUGCUCUGUAACACACUUCUGUCCUCCAAGGAGACCACUCGGCUUGUAUGUUAUGGUAUGAAGCUUCGCACUUUCAAGUCUCAUUGCAAGGAACACAGAGUUUGUCACCUCUACAUUUCCAAAGAUUAAACAUUAAUAUUUCUGUUGCUCCAGAUUUAUUCCACUGGUCCUGCCUGAAUGACUUAGCCUCUCAGCUGCCCCAAAACACGGCUCCUGCUGGAUAUCAGUGUCCAAGCUGCCAAGGACCUAUUUUUCCCCCUGCCAACCUUGUAAGCCCUGUGGCCUCCACCCUGAGAGAUAAACUCUCUACUGUAAAUUGGGCAAGGACUGGGCUGGGCCUCCCUUUGGUAAGUAGCUAAUACAAUUCUGAAAAAAUAUCAACAGUAAAUGAUGUCUGCUUUGGAGCCUUGCUCACUGGAUACAUUUAUUCUUUUAUAUUUUCCUCUAGCGUGUGUAUACUCAGUUUUCUCUUAAUAUCCCCUAUUUAACUGGCCACAAUGCAAUCUUCCCUCACUAGUUCACCCCCUGGUUUCGCUAGUUCCCUCACUAGUUCACCCCCCCGAUUUUACUUAACCAGUCCUCUUAUGUCACUCUUUGUUACAUUAACUGCCUGGUUCCUCUUUGGGCAGCAUGGACGGCUCUGCCUGCUCGCGGCAUGCGCUGGUAUAUAAUGUAAGGACGCAAUACAUCACUUUUGGUUCACGUCCAUCCAUGUCAUCCCUGAGACCUUGUUCACUCAUGUUGUGGGAUCAUAGAGAUGGUGUGGACCAAUCAGCGAGUCUCUAAUCCGAUAAAUAACAUUUCUUGUCCCACAGUAAGUGGCCUGUCAUGGUUUCCUCCUGUUUGGCAGUAAGCACAUUUCUAUUGCCAUUUUGACUCUUGGUUUUGACUUUUUUUUAAAUUUUUUAAUCUGGUCUAUCUCUGUAACCUGGACCUAGCUAGUUUACUCAUUCUCCCGUAUCUCUGUUAUCCUGGCUUGACAUAUCUUUUACAAAAGUUCUCAGUGAAUACAUUAAGUCUGACCACUCUUUGAUCCAGUAAUAUGUUCUGUUUUGUUUUCUUAUAUUUUAAGUUUUGUGUGUUAGGGUAACAUGACACACUUUUUUUUACAUUUUAUUUUUAUUUUUUUACAUGAAAGUAGAUUUGGUUUAAAGGAAUACUUCAUAUAGAUUUAGAGGGUAUACCUUCAAAGAUAAUAUGCAUGUUUUACUUGGCAAUAUAUAAAAUCUAGUCUUGCAAUAGCGGUAGAUGUAUAAUCUGCAGAUACUACAAGCCUUUUUUUCCAGGAAUAGCAUGUAUACAAUAGAAAAAUAUGUCUCACGUAACACAAAGCAAAAUAUAUUGCAUAGAUAUGGAUACUACCUCAUUUUACAAACAGUUGAUUAAGGUGUCUCAAAAGCAACGUGAGAAUAAAUUAUUACUGCUAUUAUUAAGAUGCCUUAUGGGACAGAGUGUAAAGACACAUGGUAAGAUAUUAGACUCUUAGAGGUACCAACUCAAUUAGCCAUAAGCAGAAUUAAGUAAGUUAUUUAGUGAGCCCUGAUUGCCAAAUUAACAGGAGAAAAUUGCCACUGGAUAGCAUGAGUACAGUACAGCUGAUAUUCUUUGUGAGCAUAUGAAUAAAAUAAAAUAAUAAAAAAAAAAAAAUCUCUACUGUAGAGGGGAUCUGCUGCCCACUCAGCCGAUGCCUGCAUAAGGAUAGCCACCAGGAAACUGGAGUGCAGCCAAUACGACAAGGUAGCCACACCACCCCUCUGCCUUAAUACAUGCUAUAAGCACGGUAAUGGAUUUGCAGCUAUGAAGCGCAGGUUGCGGCAUCUGCUUGCGUCUUCACACCUGCAGAACAGUGCAGAAACAGCCCUGCAUCUCCGAUCAGCAAACAGGAUCUGGGAGGCUUUAGCUUGGAACACAGGUAUGAAUUACACCCGCAUAUUGCACGCACAGGCUGUCAAAUGCUCGAAGAAGCAGGUCCACCUGGAAGGGCGGCUAUGUGUAGGCUUGUGGGGCAGCAGGCCACGAUGUAACAGCCAUCUUGAACAGUGAGCCUUCUGCUUAUAUUUGCAAAACCCUCUUAGAGUAGGCCAUGAGAGUUCACCAGUGGGGACCGCGAUAUCCCCUGCCAGGCCAAGGGGGAAGAGGGACAGGGUCCAGUGACAAUCUGUCUCCUAACCAGGGCAGUGUAGUUGCCACAUAUAAAAUAGUUUUGUCGAGGAUGCAGAGCCAGCAGCCGUAAGAGUUGGACGCAUGUAGCGGGAGCUCCGCUCAGAUUGCCCGAGAGUUGCUGCACCCAGUCCUUUUACCCAGUUUCCCAGGUCCCUGCAAUGAGGCAAUUUCCUCAGGAACCCAUGGGCAAGAAAACCAAAAAACUGCAGGCCGAACCGAGCCACAGAUCCCGCGAUAUUAAGACAUUCCUGCACGAGCCUGCUAGGCCCAAACCAGACAAAAUAGUGCCAGUGGAGUCCUCAGCCUCAUCGGUUGAGGAAAGCUUACCUGAAAGGCUCUCUAUAGUCCCAAGAACACCUGUGGUGCCCCGGGGUCCCCUGCAGAAUAAGGCCGAUAUUAAGGCUCUCCUGCAGGAGCUCAGAGCGAUGUUUCAGGCAGAUGUGGUGGCGGUGAAGGAAGAAGUGGUUACACUGGCCAGCAAAAUUGUCACGGUAGAGGAAGAGUUGGGAACCAUGAAGGUGGCACAAACCGCCACAGAUGCAGACCUUCACAUCAGAAGGACAACUCAGGCCUUCAUCGGCGCAUAGCAGCCCUGGAGGACAGGACCAAGACCAGGAAUGUCAGACUAAGAGGAGUACCUGAGACUGUCGCUGCAGAUGAGUUGCCACACUAUAGUAGACGGCUUAUAGCUACUCUGCUACCACCUAAACAGGCCAAGUUGACGAUGAUGGACUUUUCCUUCCGUCUACCUAAACCAACUAAGACCCCACCGGAGACCUCUAGAGAUGUUCUCAUAAAAUUUGUGCUGGACUCAGAAUGAGGAAUAAUUAUGGGGGCAACGAGGAACACUCCUUCAAAGAUCUUCGAAGGUGGUACGCUUACCUUCUGUCGGCAUAUGUCCCGACACACAGUCCUAUGGCGUCAGUCCCUUUGACAGCUCACCCAGUACCUAUGGGAACAAAACGUGCCCUUUAAGUGGGGAGUGCACCGUCUUCUUGUGGAUAGAGAUGGCAGAACAUGCUGACUAACACACCUCUCCGAGGCAUCCUCCAUGCUAUGGGAACUGGGCUUACCUGAUAGAGCAUUUCCUGAAGCACGGAGCCAGUUGUGGGCUGUCGACGGGAUAAACCUGUUCGUUCCUCGAGCAGCAGCACUGAGAACCAGAGACAUUCCACCAUGAAGAGUGUUAUCAUUCAGUCCUGUCUCCCUGCAUGCAUUCUUCCACCCCCAAACCCGAGCCCAUUACACUGUUGACGGCUGACGGGUUUAGCACACUGCCAGGAGGUAUUUAAUUAGCACACAGUCUGUACAGGCAUAUUUACCUCAUAUCAUAGCUGACAGACCGUUUUAAGACACGCUAACUUAAACAUCACCUGUAACCCUACCCCAUACCGACUUAGGUGUUUUUAAACACGGGUUCCAAUUGAUGCCUAGGCUAAUUUAACUUAAGCUGACUCUACCUACACAUUCUACACAAAAUAUAUUGUGCUGUACCUUUUGCUAUGGCAAAUGUAUAUCUCAUUGAUGUUAAUCAAUAUUGCUGCAGUCAUGACAUUGCAAACUAUGUAUAAUGGUUUAUAGCAUAACAAAAAUAAAGAAUGUAAAAAAAAAAAAAAUUGUUCUGUCAAUUUUAUUAGGCUUAGGGAGAGGGUUUCUCUGAGGAACUCCAGCCACAUGCGACUAUCUCAGUCGGCAGUCAGGUCUUGCCCCCGAAAUCGCCACGAUAAAAUGAAACAAAGUGGAAGAAAGCUGAAGUGCUUUAUGUGUUUUGGAGUGUUUUUUUUUUCUUUUUCAAAUGUAUGAAUCUGUGCAGUGGAGGUGUCAUGUGUUGUGUUUUGCUUCCUGUGCUCUCUCCCUUUAAUUAUUAGAACUAAUGUGACCUAUUUUUAUCCUCCUAGAUAGAAGAGGUGGAGACUGUAGACGAGGUAGCAGCACACGAUGUUACAGACUACAGGGAUUGGUCUGUUGUAAAUUGUAAGUUUGUCAUCAAACUUGAAAAACUGGUAUUGCUUUUAACUACCCUCUGAAUCUUUGCUCCUUAGUUAUGACAUGGCCCAAAAAGUAUUAAUAACCUGGGUGUACCAGACAGUUAUCUAUUUAUAAAUGAUUAAAAAACCACAACAAACUUUUUAAUAUUUUUAAAAAAAUAACCCAACAUGCGGAAUUGUUUUUGUCAUGAUAAUGCACUUUGUGUACAAACUGCACUGUUUUUGAGCCAAUGUAGAUGACAGAGAUCAUAAAACAAGAAGAAAUGCUGAUCUCUAAUGUCUAUCAUGUAGACAACAUAAAGCCAGGGUCUUUUUUAAAUUUAUUUAGUUUACUUUGCAAAAUUAUUUCGAUGUCUCCGGUUUCAUUCUGCAGGUCUCUUGACCUGUUGAAGUUCCUAGGUAUAAAGCUCACUUCUGACCCUUCUGAACUUUAUGAACCCAACUAUCCCUCAUUGUUUCAGGUGUGAUGUGGCCUGGACCUUCCCUUCCUGCAGCUAUACUAUUUUGCUGCUAGGCUGGCUCAAAUUCACACUUGGUAUUGCCCCAUAGGAGUGAGGUGGUGGGAGGAUUUGGAACUGUGAUGGGAGUGCAAUAUUUGCAUAGCGUCUGCCAAGGAGUCUAUUUGUGUUGUGCAUCAGGAGUAGGCUUCCAAGAUGCACAUGAGUUGGUAUAUACUCCGGCACGAUUGACCCAUAUUGGAACAGUUACUUCAGAUGAUUAUUGGAGAGGUAAUGGGAAUUUAGGUGUUUUUUUCCAUAUGUGUUUGGGCUGCCCAAAGGUGGUUAGGUCCUGAGAUUUAAUACAAUCCAUCUUAUCAGACAUUCUCUCCAAGCCAGGGAAUCAUUCCCUUUGGGUUUCCUCAUCUUGAGAUCUAUAGACUCAUUCACACAAAAAUUGCAGGAUUGUCAAUAUUGCGCUGAGAUGAAGUAGUCUGGGUGUGUAUAGUGUUCCCCUUUAAAGGGAUAGUAAACCCUAUAUGAAUGUGUUGUUUUUUGUGGGGGAUUUUUUUUUUCUUGUUAUUGAUGGUAAAAAAAUAUAUGAUAUAUACUUCUAUUAUACCAAUACAUUGUUUUCUGUAUCCUUUUUUUUUUUUUUAGCCUCUUCUGAUCACAUGCCAGAAGCUGUGGAGAGAUCAUCACAGUCAGGAUAUCUGUACAAUUCUGCGCCUGCUGCUGCUACACAGCAUGGUAAUACUGGAGGCACAUCUCAAGACCAUACUGUCAUGAUUGGAAACACAGGGGAUGACAAUGUCGGCAUGAGCGCAGGUGAGUUUGCAAUGGCAAAAAAUAUAUUCAUGUAGUAACCCUCAAUGGAGGAGUCAGUGUGUAGAUACUGGAUUGUAGAUUCCAUGCAGCGGACAGAGACAAUACAGCUGUCACAGAGUUUCCAGAUGUGAAGGACAUUCACUUUUUUUUUUCUUUUUUUUUUUGCGGGCAGCUCUGUUCUUAAUAGUUUAUAUUGGAAGUGAAAGGUCAGUGCAAUUAAACCAUUGUGCACAUAAGGAAGCUGGAGUGUUUUUUGUUCUGUUAAUCAUAAUUAUCCACACAAAAUAACUGCGCAAGAAAAACACAAAGGUCAAGUACUAAUUUGUGACAUUGGAAUUUAGGAUAAAGAUACAUAGAGGACUUCUGACGAAAUAAGGGGUAAUUCCACAUGUAACUGUAAUUAAACAAGGAUAUGUAAGUGGAUUCAGAACAAGGAGAUGGAGUAUAUAUUGCAAAUCAAGUUGCAAACAUAAAUUUGUCGCUGAUGGAAGCGUAAUGGAAAAAUAUUUGGACAUAGGUGAAAAAUUGGGCAUACCUUAGCACUGGAUGAUAAACUUGUUGUUUACAGCUACUUUAUUAACGUGUGUUUUUAGCUUCCAUCCCUAGGAAAGUAUAUGACACUCGAGAUGUUGCCAAGAGUGAAGACACACUGAUUGACUUUGACGAUGAUAAAUAUAGAAGAAGACCGACAUUGAGUUGGCUGGCCAGAAUACUUCGGUUAGUGGUUUGUUUGGUUUUUGUUUUUUACUUUGAGGUAUGGCUUAAUUGGUUUAUCUUAUAUAUACUUAUAGUUAUAGAUACUUACAUUCUGCAUUUUUCUCUCCUACAGAAACCGUUCAGGUUCAAAGGCACGGCCUACCUCCACCAAACAGCGUUUUCUCAUUAUUCUAAUUAUUGGAGUUUUGGGAUUUUUUACACUAAUCCUAAUUAUGUCAAAAUUGGGCAGAGCAUCAGCUGAUAAUGACCCUAAUCUCGACCCCCUUUUUAACCCUCACAUCCGUGUUGGACAAGAGUAGGGGAGAAUGUAAAAAAUGCAGGGCACCACGAAAAGAUUCUAGUGUGCCCCAUCCCAAUCCAGACUCACAAAGAGGACCAAGCAGACCCCAAUCUGGAAAUAUACCUUGUAAGAUGUUGAUUACUUUCUGUAAUGAGACAUCAGUAGACCAUGCAUAAAGAUUGCAGCUAUCAAUAGCUGACUUGGCCAGUUGAAUAUUUAUUCCAGCAAUUUAAGCAACGGUUUGGCCCGCUAUAGAAGGCAAUGUGGAAUUCUGGGCUCUAGAAGAGGAGCUGGAGAAAGACGUAUGGCUGUCAGGUGGGUUGUAAGACCUGGCUACUCUAGGAAGUGCUCAAAUCUACCAGGUCUAGCUACUCUAAGACUGACACAUAGGACCUGGUGUUUAUAAAAGAAGAGUAUUAUGUAUGAUAGAUACAUGGUAACAAUUUGUACAGUUUCUCAAACUCUUAAGAAAUUUACACUCAUCUCAAACACCCAUCCAUUUAUUUUGGAUUCAAAGCAUUUUUUUAUUUUUAUUUUUUUUUUACCUUUUUUUUUUUAAUUUGCUGCCUAAUAAAAUUCUUCCAAUUCCCUUUCUGCUAUUAUUUUAUAAUUGUUCCAGGUUUCAAGCAAUUCAUUUAUAAAUUAAGGGACUGUUUUUAAGCAUUAUAGUUUUAACUUUGGGCAGACAAUCUGAGGCAAAACCUUAAAUACAUUACGUUUUGGGAAUCUAAGAAGACUUGCUAAAUCCAGUAGUGGAAAAAAAAAAAGUAUCCCUGAUCUUUACCACCAUCUUCUCUUAAACUAUUGGCAGCAUUAACAGUAAAUAAUAUGUAAGAAACCUCUGUACAAAAUCUUGCACCACAUAAAAACUUAAGCAAGGUCUUUGCAUGCAUGCAUAUCCCAUGCAGGCAGCUAUUGUCUAGACCAGUGUUCCCCAACCCAGUCAUCAUAGACCACCAACAGUGCAGAUUUUGUCAGUAUCUCCAUUGGAAUAAAACGGAAAUACAUAAAUCCUGAACUGUUGGUGGUCCAUGAGGACUGGGUUGGGGAACACUGGUCUAUAACAUCCGAAUUCAUUUAUGGACAGAAUAACCAGGAGAAUUGCUGGUUGAGCCUUUGGUUAGCAGUCGUACUACAGUUGUUCAUUAAAUAGUCUAUAGAUGUUUUAUCUAUAACUUGAACUAAAAUAUAAAAUAAAAUCCCACUGUAUGUAGCAGACAAUUAGUUUGUUUUUUUUUUUUUAAAUUUAAUAAAAUUACAUUCUCUGUUAAAACACCAGAAGCCUUAUGCCCACUUAUGUAUUUCAAUCCUUCCUUUUUUAAUUAUCCUUUAUUUUGCCUAAUUGUAGUGCAAUACCAGUAAAAUAGUCUUUACUUUUACACACACAAAUUUUGGAAAAUAUAUGUACACAGAAUUUGUGGUAUUGUGGGUGAGGGGGAGGGGGGGAAGAAAAGCAAUUCAGAUACCCUUUUACAAAAAUCCGAGAUGCAAUAUCUUUUCUAGUAGGAACUUAAAUACUUCAUAUAAUGUCAUACUCAUGUUAGUGGACAGUAUGUAUAGGUCUACCUUUGCUAAAUAAACAGGACAUUCCAUACUGCCAAAGGAUCUUUAAAAGGACACUAUAGCCAUCCAAACAACUUUAGAUAAAUGGAGCAGUUUUUGUGUAUAGAUCAUACCGUUGAAGUCUCACUGUUCAAUUCACUGCCAUUUUAGGAGUUAAAUCACUUUUAUUUCUGUUAAUGCAUCCCUAGGCACACCUCCCCUGGCUGUGACUGACACCGUUUGUUCGAAAACAAAAUGGUUUAAUUUUCAAUCAGAUGUAACAUUUUAAAAGUUUUUAUUUCCUGCUCUGUAAAUUGAACUUUAUUCAAGGUCUAGAAUGCUAUUAACAGAUCAGGAAAUAAGAAAUGAUCAAUUAAACAGAAUUUAAAAUAAAGGAAGUGUAAACAUUAGAUGACUCUUUGCAGGAAGUGUUCAGGAAGGCUGUGUAAGUUGCAUGCAGGGAGGUGUGCCUAUGGCUGCAUAAACAAAGUGGUUUAACUCCUAAUGGCAAAUAUUUGAGUAGUAAGAUUGCAGGGAGAUUUCCUAUACACCAAAGCUGCUUCAUUAAAAUAAAGUUGUUAGUGACUAUAUUGUCCCUUUAAGGUGCACAGCUUGAUGAUGGUUUGGAAUAUUACUGAUCUUUGAUGGGUUGAAAUGAGUAACUGUCAAAACAUCUCUGUAUAAACAUAAGCAUAUAUUGUUUUUGUUUACUUUGAGUUCAGAUAUGUUAGUUAACUUCCACAUUCUUUUAACGUAACAGCAAUGCAAACGAAAGUGGCUAUGGCGUCAAUCUGAUUUAUGUAAAUACAGAUAACUGAUUUCACUUCCUUGUAUUUGUCAGUUAAAAAAAAAAGGAAUUGUCAGCACGCAAUUCCAGUAUUUUGUGGCCUUCGUGUGAUAUCACAGCAGAAACCAUGACACUAAUUAAGAGCUAGGACCAUUAUAAAGGAAUGGCCUGCUAUAAACUCUGUUUACUCAGAUGUCCAUAUCACAGAUGUUUAUUCAAUACAGUCAAUAUAAUGUUUUCAAACUGCAAACCUCUAGCAAUUCCACCAUAUUGCAUAUAUUAUAAAUAUGUUGGCAGUUUUACAAGGAGAAUCCUAAUGUGAUUUAAUACCAAAUGUUUUCUGGAUAUCUCAUCUCAUCUGUUUUUCAUCUGGCUUCACGUCCUGUUAAAAUAACACUUUUCCUAUGAAUAUAUUAUAAUCAAAUAUAUUCAGAGCAAUAUACGUAAUGUAUUUACAAUCCUAAACAAUUAACAAAUUGCUUAUUCUGAAAUAUUUGUUACUGUAACUAAAUGAGUUAUUGAAACAUUUUACAUUUAUUAUUCAUCCUGUUUUAAUAUACAUGUGAUUCAGAUUUAAAAAAAUAAAAAAUUAAAUUAAAUACAAAUUUCUAGAUGGAACCAUUCAACUAAGAAUUUCAGCAUAAUUACUAAGAAUUAAGAGUGGUAGCUAGUAAUACUGCAUAUUUUUCGUCUCCCAUUUUUUUUUAAUUAAAGAAACCUUCUCUAUGAUACUAUCUCUCUGUUUAAAUACUAUCUAACAUUCUGGUUCAUUUUGGAUCAAAACCAAAGAGUUGCUGUUGGUUUAUUUUACCACACUUAGGUUUUAUACAUUUGAAGUGCAAAAGUAAUGACUAAGCAAUUAAAAUAUUCCUAGUGCAUUUACUCUAAUAGGGAACUGUUAUCUUUCAUUGUAUUGCAGUUGUGAUAAAUUGUAUUUGCAAAAGAUGCUACUUCUUGACUAAUUGUGGUUUAUUCACUAAACAGCCUAUAGUGGUGGGUUGACAGCCAGAUUAAAAAUAUGUUUAAAAAUCACCAAACUGGAUACAUAUCUCCAAUUCUUGCUGUAGAUGUUGUUUUAGCCCAAACUAUAAGUUGGUUAACACCGUUGCCUUCUAGGGCAAUGUUCUUCAAAUCUGUUCAACAGGGCCAGAAUUGUUUACUGGUGGUGCAACAGGAGUCUCGGUGAAAAUAACUGGUUAGCUUACCUGUGCUGAAACUGUGAUAUCAUGACAUUCUGGCCUGUUUGUGACUGGGUACGUUGGGAGUCAAUCAAUUAACCCUUGAAACAGGCUUUAUGUGUGUAGGGUGUGUUAUUUUUCAUUUAUUUUAUUGUUUUGUUUUUUACAAGUGUUGAUUUCAAUAGAAAUCGGCAUUUUGAAAAUUGAACCCCGCUAUACCACUCUGACUGUUUUUCAGACAGCCAGGAGCUGGAGUUAAACUCAAAGGCACGUGUCCUCAAAGAGUGCCUGCCUUGAAAGACUUAUCGAUAUCCUGUAGCACAGCUUAUUGAGAGAUCUGUGACUGAACAGACACAUGCGUGCGCAUCUUGUCUGCAAGGCUUCUCUGUGAGAAGCCUCUAAUUGAUUAUCCCCUGACAGAUUCUUCUGGAAGAAGGGGAGGGCUUUCCAUAGCUGCAGAUAGUAGAGCUGCAGCUAAUGCAAGCCAAGAUUUCUUAUAUCCCAAUGAAACCAUGCAAAAAAAGAAUUGUGCAUGUUUCCUUUGAGGUCAUAGCUACUAAAAUGUUAACAUAAUUCCUUUCAUGAAUAAAAAGAUGAUAUAGGAUUUCUUGAACUGUAACAUUCCCCAUGGAAGUUCCCCAUGGAAGUUAAUGAAAUGUUCCGGUAGAUUGUGCCUUUUUCAGAACAUUGCCCUUGAAUGUCACUUAAUAUGUAACCACCAUUGUUUUUCCAAUGUUUUACGAUGCUUUGCUCAACCUUAUUAAACUUAAUGGGCUGAAAGGCACAGUCCAUCCAUGCAGGGUCUAGCAUUGUGUUUGGAAUUCUUUUAGAAUAUAUCUGUUUACUGUACAGACCACAAUGUCAAGCUAAGGGUAUGUAUUACUGACUGCCCCUUUUACAUCAUAACGAAGGGAUGUAGGAUGUAUUCACUAAAUAUCAGCUUGUGUUAGAUACUUUUUCCAGAUUAGCACAUUUUGCCUAAAUUAUGCAAUUUAUGUUUUAAUUCACUAAAAUUCAGUAUUUGGCAAAUAGACCAUUUGUGCAUGAACUACUCGAAGAAAUUCAGUUUAUGAUCGGAGCACAUUAGGUUAUGUCAUGACCGCAUGAUGUCAGAAAUUAUGAUGGCACAAUAUGUAAAAAACAUGUUUAUGCUCUGGCAAGUUGUCCCAAACACUGUUAAAAUCUGCGAUAUUUAUAUUCCUGAUAAAUAAAAAAAUUAAAAACAUCAGGCUUAUUUACUAAAAUUAGAAAUUGAAGUGAAUCUUCAAUGUAAUGCCAAAAUAGCCAAACUGGAAAAAUUCUCAAAGUCAGCUAUUCUUUCAGUUCGACUACUUUGGCCUUACACUUCAAAUUCACUUAGAUUUCUCACUUUGGCAACUGACUGCAUGUGUUGAAGUUUGAAUGGGCACUUAGAGUUCUUUAAAUAUUUAAUUUCAGAUCUGUUAUCUAAGGCACUGUGAUGGAAAUCAUUUUUGAAAGGUUUUACAAUGCCAAUUAAUUAUUUGUAUUGUAAUAUAGAUCCUUGACAUCACAUAAUGGCUUAUUCGGGUUUGUAAUAAUUAAACACUGGUGUAAUAUUUAUUUGUUUGAUUUAAUAAACUUAACAAAAGUCUACAGUAAUGUGUUCAAGUUUACUGAUUGAUCUGUGAUCUGUGCUACUAAGCUAAGGCCUACAACAUUUUGUGGAAUAUUUUAACACUGACCAAAGGUCAAAAGGUUUACAUUUUGGGUGGAAAAAUGUCUGUUUGGCUAGAUUUACUAACAUAACUUUACUAACUUUGUAAAAGUGCUUUCUAAUGCCAUGGAGCAUCUAGUUGAUUAACAUUAUUGUCUUUAUUCUAUAUGUUUAAAUGUAUUUGAUCAUAUUGACAGAAAAUGUGAUAUUUAUGUACCACAAGUGGAACACUAUAUUCCUUUGCAACCAUUUGAGUUAUUUAAAAAGGCUCC